Arachis stenosperma is the source of this 1300-nucleotide messenger RNA. RefSeq names its product chalcone synthase 6-4-like. Bases 131 to 1300 code for a protein of 389 amino acids. Gene Ontology annotation, molecular function: acyltransferase activity, transferring groups other than amino-acyl groups. The transcript has 3 exons. Gene Ontology annotation, biological process: polyketide biosynthetic process. The record is from RefSeq and is a predicted model, not a curated record. Lineage: Eukaryota; Viridiplantae; Streptophyta; Magnoliopsida; Fabales; Fabaceae.
CUCAAAUCUGUCUAAGAGGCAACCAAGUAAGUAAUCCAAAGCUUCUUGUAAUUUUUUCAAAUUAUCCCUGGUGGUACAGGAAAAAAUUUCAGUCCAAUCAAACCCAAGUGACACUACUGCUGAAAAUCAAAUGGGGAGUUUAGGAGCAACUGAAGAAGGAAAUGGAGCAAAGGGUGUGGCCACAAUCCUAGCAAUUGGUACUGCAAAUCCACCCAAUAUCAUUCGCCAAGAUGAUUACCCUGACUUUUAUUUCAGGGCCACCAAAAGCAAUCACAUGCUCCACCUUAAGCAAAAGUUCCAGCGUAAAAACUCAAUGAUUGAGAAACGACAUUUCCUAUACAAUGAAGAUUUACUCAUGGAGAAUCCAAACAUUGUUACUUAUGGAGCUUCCUCAUUGAAUACUCGACAAAACAUACUCAUCAAAGAGGUCCCAAAACUUGGCAAGGAAGCAGCAAUGAAGGCCAUAAACGAAUGGGGUCAACCAUUGUCAGAAAUCACACACCUCAUUUUUUACACAACUUCAUGCUUUGGAAACAUGCCCGGUCCGGAUUACCACCUUGCCAAGCUUCUUGGCCUCAAACCAACGGUUAACAGGCACAUGAUCUUCAAUAACGGUUGCCACGCCGGCGGCGCGGUCCUUCGUGUCGCGAAGGACAUCGUUGAGAACAAUGCUGGGUCACGUGUGCUUGUAGUGUGGGUAGAAACCAUGGUAGUUUCAUUUCAUGGCCCUAACCCUAAUCACAUGGAUGUUCUUGUAGGACAAGCCCUAUUUGGAGAUGGUGCAGCUGCCCUUAUUAUUGGGACAAACCCUAAACCUUGUAUUGAAUGCCCAUUAUUUGAACUUGUCUUGGCCUCACAAACAACUAUACCUAACACUGAGAGUUCAAUCAAUGGAAAUAUACAAGAAAUGGGGUUGGUUUAUUAUUUAGGAAAAGAGAUUCCCAUUGCUAUAUCCGAAAACAUUGACAAGUGUUUGAUAAAUGCAUUUAGAGAGAGUAUUGUUGAUUGGAAUUCCUUGUUCUAUGCUAUUCAUCCGGGUGGACCAUCUAUUCUGAAUAGGAUUGAAGAGAAGCUUGGAUUGAAGAAAGAGAAAUUAAGAGCAAGUAGGAAAGUGUUAAGCCAAUAUGGGAAUAUGUGGAGCCUUAGUGUGAUUUUUGUGUUGGAUGAGUUGAGGAACUGGUCUAAGAUUGAAGGAAAGAGCACAUGUGGUGAGGGAAAAGAAUGGGGUGUCUUGGUAGGGUUUGGUCCAGGUUUAUCUUUGGAGCUUGUUAUUCUACGAAGUUUUUGUUUUGAUGGCUAG